This is a messenger RNA of Strongylocentrotus purpuratus (purple sea urchin), 2254 nucleotides long. Its product is annotated as protein FAM122A. Gene Ontology annotation, molecular function: protein serine/threonine phosphatase inhibitor activity. The transcript is spliced from 9 exons. The record is from RefSeq and is a predicted model, not a curated record. Bases 628 to 1554 code for a protein of 308 amino acids. NCBI's taxonomy places the organism in Eukaryota, Metazoa, Echinodermata, Echinoidea, Camarodonta, Strongylocentrotidae.
CAGCUCAUUUGCAUAAAGAUGAGACUCUUCUCCUCAUCACUGUUUUGAAGAGGAAAGGCGAAAAUCCGGGUAGAAUUCAGAAUAACACCAAUCUUUUUACAGGAAAUUUUCUCUCUAAAGGGAUAUUUAAACCUUCUGCCGCUGAUGAAGGUCAUGUUCACAAGCUGUAUCUCAGGGACGCUUCAGUCCAUCAAUAGCGUUGUAUAUACAUUGGAAGAAGAUUAUUAUUUUGACCUCGGGAUGAUAUCAAAUUGAAGUGAAAUAGGAGAUAAAAGCAACUCAACAAAAGUUUUCAAAAAAUCUUUUGGAUUUUGUUAACUCUUGAAAAAGUCACCUGAAACAUUUAUGGAAUUUACCAGCCUAGAUGUGUUUUGAAACACCACUUGUUAAUUAAACGUAGUGAUUUUAUUUGCAAGUAGAAUUUAUUUAGGGAAUGCAUUCCUAAACUCCUGAGUUGGCUUUUCUGUAUAAUUCUGUGGGUGGUUUGGAUGAUUAUUAAUUGAUGUCUGGACUGGAAUAGAGAUCAGCUUGUUUUAUUGAGAAGGUUGGAGAUAUCAUCCAUUGUUUGAGCUGGAUUGGUCAGAGGGAGUCCACCUUGGUCUUAUAGCUGGAUGGCCAGAUGAAGAGAUGGCUGCUGCUCACAGUGAAGCAAACAGCGACACAGAUUCUCCGGAAGAGAAUCGCAUGGAGGUGGGUCGCCCUGCCACCCCUAGUCCUAUCAGCGUGAGGGAAGAAGGCACGCUACGCAGGUCCAACAGUGCACCCAUGUUUAAUGGACCUAAUAUGACCGAUGAUUCCCCAGUUUUUCAACCAAUCAGAGAAAAGCCUCGGGUACGUAGGAUGAGCGCUCAAACAAGCAAUGGAGCUAAACCAAUGUCUGUUCCUGUGAGGAUACCUUCAAGGGUUACUCAAAUCAAACAGGAAGAAAGCUUGGAUAUCAGAAGCAAAGAAGCAGAACAUGAGAGGGAGGUCAGGUCUGCAUUCAGGAUGAGUCAGUCUUGGGAUGAAUUACACUUGGAUGAAAGCAUCAAAGCAUUACGAUCUGAGCCUCGGUCUGAGCCAAGAUCUUGUAUAUCAGAACCAUUGAGUAUUAUACCACCCACGCUACCAUUUGUAGCUUCAUCUCCUUCACCAACCAGAGCAGGCAAGCAAUGCUUUUCACCUCAGAUAUCAAUGAGGAGUCCCUGUAUGUCACCCAGUCCCAACCCUAGCCCUACCAGGUCUACCUUCACUAAACGUAGCAUGAGCCCUGUACUCAGACCAAGCUCUCUCGCAUCCUCACUCAAACGCAAAUAUGAUAGUGAUGGUGAAUGCACACCUUCUAAGAGGCAGCUCCUUAGCUCUCCUAGCCACCCAAGCUCACUCAGUAUGUCAAGCAUGAGUUCAGACGAGACAAGUCCUCCACAGCGCAUCUUGGCCACGCAUUCAUCAACGUUUCUCCCGAAUGCGUUUGCUCCCACAACAACCUUUGCCCCUCCCACGACGACAACCUUUGACACGGUAUCAAAUUCCUCCUCGGCCUGUUUUACCUUCUCUGCCAACUCUCACGUAUGAAACAUGAAUUUUAACCAGGAAGAUAUUUUUUUUUCUUCUUUUGGAUAGUUUAAAAAGCAUAUAAAUUUAUGUUAGUCAAGGAUUGAUUUUCUAGAUGUAAAAGUCUGGUCUUGGUCCACUCUCUGUAGAAGGGUCUUGGUCCUCUCUCUGUAAAAGAGUCUGGUCUUGGUCCACUCUCUGUAGAAGAGCCUGGUCUUGGUCCACUCUCUGUAGAAGAGUCUGGUCUUGGUCCACUCUCUGUAGAAGAGCCUGGUCUUGGUCCACUCUCUCUAGAAGAGUCUGGUCUUGGUCCACUCUCUCUAGAAGAGUCUGGUCUUAGUCCACUCUCUGUAGAAGGGUCUUGGUCCUCUCUCUGUAGAAGAGUCUGGUCUUGGUCCACUCUCUGUAGAAGAGUCUGGUCUUGGUCCACUCUCUGUAGAAGAGUCUGGUCUUGGUCCACUCUCUGUAGAAGAGUCUGGUCUUGGUCCACUCUCUGUAGAAGAGUCUGUUCUUGGUCCACUCUCUGUAGAAGAGUCUGUUCUUGGUCCACUCUCUGUAGAAGAGUCUGGUCUUGGUCCAUAACCUUUUUGUAAAGCCAAGUCCUGGUCUGUAGUCUACAAUAGAAGACACAUGUAUUGCCCAAUAUAUCUUAGGCUGUUGUUUAUGUAUGUUCUGCAGUUACCAAAAUCAAACAGGCCAACACAAUAAAAAUAGACCAAAG